CACACACACACACACACACACACACACACACACACACACACACACACUCAGACAUGAUCCCGAUGGGUCGUACUUUGUGUCUUCCUUCUCCAGCCACUGUCCAGGAGCUGUUUUCUGUGGCUCGAGACGCCAGCAUCCUCCCUGACGUCUCCCUGGAUCCCGUCCUCACCACCUUCCUCUCGCUCGACUCCUCAGCCGCUCUGCAGCACCAAUACGCCUCCUUACAGCGGGGCAUGAGCGGGGAGCAGCAGGCUGCGUUCGGCCUCAACUUGACGGGAGAGCUGGGGGGCAGCGGCAGGGUCCCCUGUGGAGGAGUCGGGGUUGUUGCUCUGGCUCUGUCUGUGCUUUUUGAGCAGGUUGCUCAUCAAGUCCGAGCCCAGAGCUCCACAGAGGGGGACCCAUCAGCUCAGAGAGCCCGGGCUAAGAGGAUUUUUGGUAUCAGCAGUUUGUCACGAAUCGGCUGGAUCAUCCACAGCUACCUCCGCCAGAUCCCCGGCGUUGCCAACAACCAGGAGAGCGUGGCCGAGGCCACGGAGCUCCACGACAACUGGCUGAAGCUUGAGCUGCUGGACCAUUACGAGAGGAUGACCACGAAGAAGAGGAUGAGUUCAGAGUCCAUGCAGCAGUGGUUGGCAGGAGCUGCGUUCCACCUGCACAUGAGGAUUCACCAGGUUCGUCUGCGUUCUGUGCCUCUUGGAUCAGCCGAGUCGCUGCGUCUGUCUUAUAGGACGGCGUUCGGUCGCCUGGUCCAGGGCUACACAGCCUACCUGCACAGAACCAUCCAGGAGACUCCAGGAGCCCAAAGACCCAGAAGCAGGACAGCCGCUGGACUGGGACAAACAAACACAUUCAGCAGAACCAAUACGACCUGUUUGACCAAUCCCAUUUUUAAUGACAGCUUGGGUAAUAUCUCUACCGAUACUGCCACACACAAUUCAACUGCUGAUACCAACAGAAGUUGUAAAACAGACGUAUCCAGUGAAAACUUUGGACGCAAUGUGUCAGACAACAACGUGUCUGGAUAUAGCAGCGAUGAGGGCGCUCAGGGUCUGUUGGUGAUUGAGCCGUGCAGGAAUGUGAGUCAUCAUGUGCAGCAUCACCCCUGUGAGUCUCCGGCCAUACAACAAGCUUUGGUGACGCGGAUUAUUAACGCUCAGGACCUGGAGCGCAACAGAAACUUUUUCCAGUUCCCUGAGAAAGUUCUCCGUGGCCUGCUCAGGCAGAGGGACGACUUUGAGCUGAAGACAAAUCAGGCAGAAAUGAACAGUGGUGGAGAGUAACUACAGUACAUUUACUCAUGUGCGUUACUUAAGUUCCAAUUUGAGAUACUUGUAUUUGAGUCUUUUCCUCUCAUGCUACUUUCUACUUCUACUCCGCUACAUCUCAGAGGGAAAAUACACUCUCAUAAAUAGCUUUAAUUGCUUGAUGAAUUAAAAUGUUAGAAUGAAAAAUAUAUGAAGAGUUUAUAAAACAUGUUUUUUUUUAAAUAAAUUAAAGAGUUCCUACAAGUCCAGCUGAGACAAUUUCUCGACUGAUAGAAAAUGUAGUGGCAACUACUGAUCCUUUUUUGUCUUUUUCAGUGCAGAGAGGUGACCUGUUUUAUGGUUCCAGCUUCUCAAAUGUGAAGAUUUUGUGAUUUGUCUUUUUAAAUUAUUUUGGUUAAUGUGUUAGUAAUAAUGUUGAGGUUUGGACUGUUAGUUGGACAAAACCAAACAUUGUGAAAGGUGUCACUUUGUGGGUUAUUGUAUG
Etheostoma spectabile (orangethroat darter) is the source of this 1749-nucleotide messenger RNA. RefSeq lists its product as uncharacterized. The coding region runs from base 54 to 1280 and encodes 408 amino acids. NCBI's taxonomy places the organism in Eukaryota, Metazoa, Chordata, Actinopteri, Perciformes, Percidae. The record is from RefSeq and is a predicted model, not a curated record. The transcript is spliced from 3 exons.